GAUGUCAACAAAGAAUAACUAUAAUAAUUCUCUAUUACGAAAAUCUGAGAGUAACCUUAAGGGGUAAAUAGAACAGAGGACGGCUCCAGGUGUGGGCGCAGCUUUCGUCUGACAAAGGUCUUGCUAUAUAAUACGGGCAUGAGCACUACCGCAGGCAGAUGAAUUAUGAUUCAAUCAUUAGGAAAUCCAAAUUAGAAUAUAACAUGACAGAAAUUUCUAGCCAGCCUCAUUCGCCAUCGGAAUGGAAGGAGUACGCCGAUUUGGACGCAGUGGCGAGCAUCCCUUUGAGAGAAGCUCAGGCAGUAGACGAUCAAACAGGAAUAGCAAUCUUCCGAGGCGUGUACCUCGAUGGUUCCAGUCUGCUUAAGACAACUGCGUCAAGAAUCUAUAUCUACGCAGAUGUUCUCGCUCUAACAGAGCUAGAGACUGUCCUCACUCCCCCAGCAAAUGCUACCAUACAAAUAGUUGCGAGGGUUCUCACUGCAGACGGCCCAGUACACCUGAAAUUUAACCAGUCAUCGGGUUCCUGUGUUAUUUCACUCUACGCCUCAAUCGUAGACCAACCUAUCAGCGUUUCUGCAGCUGGUUCUAACCUCACAACCCUAGAGCUUGGCUCGGGAACAGGAAACGUAGGGGUUGUGGCCGGCUUCACCUCAGGCUCCGUCAUAAUUGAGUACCAAAAGAGAUACUUCAUUGAUACCCACGCGGACUUCCAGCUCCUUCUACAGACACAACUCCGAGUCGCGUUAGCGCUCUUCUGGAGGAAUAUUUCAAUAUCAGUCUCACUCUGUGCACACGUCGCAACUGUAACUGUUUUACCACAACAAUAUCCGCUAAUCAACGCACAGGCGGUUGCUUUGGGUCAGCAGCUUUCUGCUCGGGCAAUGACAGGCUCCGACGCAAGCUAUGCGCCUGUAUUGAAAAUCUCCGAGUAUCUAAACACUAUGGAUUCAGCCCUAGACGCAUUAUCCGCUUUUGAAGCGCAGUACAAUCGGUUUCUAGACAAAGGACAGUCCUUGCAAGACCAGAUGCUCGCUUGGGACACAAUGCUCCAAAAGGCCAUCGACGAGAAGAGCAUGCGUGAGAAUCUCCGUAAUACGGCUAGGACCAAAUAUGACUCUGCGCGGGAAAUUGCGUCUAACUGCUCGUUCCAGAUGGUUAUAGACAAUGGAGAGGUCAAUGAUGCCAGGGUAGCCUUCGAAGUCGGCUUGGAGAAGUGGAAAUUCGAACAGACGAUGAAGGCUGUCUUCUCCAUCCUUACUGCAAUUAUCGACUUUGCUGCUGGAAUCGGUACCAUUUGCCUAGGGGAUCCCAAUACUGGAGCAGGAGCUGCAGUCGAGGUUGCACAGGCUGUCAAGACAGUACAAGAAGCAGAGCAAAUCGCCGGCCAAGUAAACAAGGUGCUGACAUCUGGCACCCUGGAGAAGCUCGGGAGCUGUAUGUCAGCUCUUGAGAAGCUAUAUCCACUGGUCGACGCCAUUGUCAACGCUGUUCAGGGUACAGAGUCAGAUCCAAAUGCCACAAUUCCUCCCACUAAUAACAUUUCCGGUUCCAGCCAGGGAGAUGCUGACGCAGCUACCAUUGUUGCACUCGCGGCUUGGGAUAAAUGGGUUCUGGAAUCUGAUCAGCAAAUGGACGUCGCGGUCAGCUUGGGGAUCGAAGGAGCCUCUGACUAUCGCCUCGCCUUACGCAAAAAUGCCAUUGAUGGUAAGCAACUGGCCCAGGCCCAGGCUGAAGCCGUCAAAGCUGGGCAGCAAUACGUCCAAGCUCAGAUGGAGGUUAUACUGUGCCAACAAGACAUUCAGAGCCUUCAGGACUUGCACGACAAAUACCAGGGUGAAGCAGAUAUUUAUGCUGAGGCCCAAGCCAAAUUCUACGAUCGCUUCAUGGGUCUCCGAAUCAGCCUUUCCAUUGAGAUGCAGAACAUAGUUUGGGCGUAUAAGUAUUACACUCUCGAAGAUAGCAGUGUUGUCUUGGAUUCGCAGAAAUCAGGCGCAGACUACAAACAAGAUAUCGCCACCAUCAAGCUUGAAAUGGAGAAUGUAGAGUCUCAAUACGCUAGUGAUUUUCAGCUGUUCACGUACGAUAUCCCGUCUGAUCAGCUACCCUCAAACUAUCACCAAGUUCUCAUUAAUGGCCUCAAAAGCCCCGAUCAUACAGCCAGUUUCACGCUAGCCCCAAAAGCUGAAGGGGACAACACCCCAAGUUUUGCAAGUCAAUUCGUCGAUGGUUCCCAUUACCGCCUUGAUGGCGUGGAGGCGACGUUGCGUGGCGCGAAGGCCGUGCCAGGGCAGGUGCAGAAUGGAGUUGUCAUCGUAGUCUUGCAGCUCUCAACCUCCGGCGUCUAUUCCGAUAUCAACCAGGGAAAGGUAUUGUCUUUCGCCAGCCUGCCCCAGUCCAAGCGCUUCUCCUAUGAUUUGAAGGAGUCGGGGGAAAUUGGUGAGACACGUGAUCAUGCCAUCUAUGAGACUAGCCAACAUGCGGAGCCCACGCCUUUCACGCAGUGGACGAUCAAGUUAUUGUAUCCGGAGCGUGUUAAUCUGGAUAACCUUACAGCGGUCGACUUCGAGUGGACUGGCCAUGUCCGCUUCGACCCAGCCCGUAAAGCCAAGGCGUAAAUCCAGACAGCAGAAUGGUCAUGUCGACGUGCCGAUUCUUCUAUUUUCUUCUCUUUCUUUCUUUUUCCUCUCAAAAUGCUAGGGUAACUUUUCGAGCGCAUUUAAACACCCAUGUCAAGUCUCCUUUGAUGCUACGGAUGACGUAUCAUGUAGUAAGGGUUCGUGGAAACGGCGGUAUCAAUAUUGCAGGAGCAUCGUGUUAUUGUCGCACACGUCUUUUACCAGCUGGGACGCCUUCUCUGAUUCUCCAAUUUCUAUCGAACCAAUAGUUCAAGAUUGUAUGAUCGACACUAGUAUGGGAUAGGCAAGCCGCGAUGUUUUAUCUCUUUUAUUCGUUUUUGCCCCUCGUCCUGUUCGAUAGCCUACCUAGCAGUAUCUGAUAUAUAUGAUUACACCCUUAUAAUUAUACCGGCUCUGUGAGGAUCUGCUGUUGGAGCACCAUCAACAUCAACAGGGGUGACCUAGU
Xylaria bambusicola is the source of this 3084-nucleotide messenger RNA. RefSeq lists its product as uncharacterized. The record is from RefSeq and is a predicted model, not a curated record. Lineage: Eukaryota; Fungi; Ascomycota; Sordariomycetes; Xylariales; Xylariaceae. The coding region runs from base 159 to 2618 and encodes 819 amino acids. The transcript has 5 exons.